This is a messenger RNA of Saccostrea cuccullata (small rock oyster), 1224 nucleotides long. RefSeq lists its product as uncharacterized. The transcript has a single exon. Lineage: Eukaryota; Metazoa; Mollusca; Bivalvia; Ostreida; Ostreidae. Bases 1 to 1224 code for a protein of 407 amino acids. The record is from RefSeq and is a predicted model, not a curated record.
AUGGCUACUGGAAACGAUAAAGGUAAUGGUGAUGGUACAGGUGAAGAAGGGGAAGAAAUUUCUAUUAAACAGCACAUAGAUGAAGUAAACAAAGAUCCAAACUAUAAGGUUCUAACAAAAGAGGAAUAUAAAAUAUUAGUAAAUGCAGGUCUUAAACAAGAGCAAAAGACAAGUACUCCUUUUAAAAGUCCAGGUUGGCAUCCAUUUUCUCCAAUGUCAAAGUUACUCAAUACAAUGGGUGAUUCCAAAAACCUUGGUAAUGUCUCCAUGUUUCAAGGUAAUCAAUAUCCCACCCCUAAAUUACCAACAUUUAGUGGAACAGAUGAGCCACAGAAAGGGGAAGUUAGGUAUGAGGUUUGGAAUUUUGAAGUAAAGUGCUUACUAAAUUCAAAUCAGUACCCAGAACAUAUUCUACUUCAAGCCGUCAGAAAUUCUCUGAAAGGUUUAGCUAGAAGUAUGUUAGUAUCAGUUGGAGAUAAAGCAUCUAUCCAAGACAUUUUGAGAAAAUUAGAUGGAUUUUUUGGCAAUGUCGCCUCAGGCGAAAAGCUGAUGCAGUCAUUCUACAAUGAUUGUCAAAAAGAGGGGGAAUCCAUUGUUGUAUAUGCUUCGAGAUUAGAGGACACAUUAUCAAAAGCGAUCAAAUUUGGUCACAUUGGGAACGAAGCCAGAGAUGGGAUGUUAAGAAGCAAAUUUUGGACCGGUUUAGGUAGUCAACAAUUAAAACAAAGCACAAGACAUCUGUUUGACUCUAUUAAAAAUUUUGAAUCUUUACUUAGGGAAAUCAGAAAAGUGCAAGAGGAGAUAACAUCUCAAAGGAGUACAGGGACAACAAAGCAAGCAAGACAGGCAUUCCAACAAGCAGAGAGAGCAGAGACUACACCAUCAUCAGACCUGCAGAAAGAAUUACAGACAAUAGUAAGAACAAUGGAAAGGUUAGAACAGAAAAUUGACAGUAAUACAAAAAGUUUCCAACAAUUGAACAAAAGAGUUUAUGACUUAGAAAUUAAUACACAGAGACAACAAAGUUUUUAUUCAAAUAGAGGUACAUUUACAAGGGGUAGAUUCAACUACUCAAACAGAGGUUUUGGUCGAGGUCGUGGUCAAAGUCAAGGUCAAAUUCAAGGUCAAAACCAAGGUCAAAGCCAAGGUCAGAGUCAGGGUCAAAUCAAUAUAAACCAUCCCAAGUUGGACAGAAUUCAAAAAAAUACUAACCUCUUCUAUUGA